GCGACAGGGAGAAGCGACACCGGCGCGUGACAAACUGCGAGGCACAGAAGAUCCCGCAGCAUUUUGCUCCUAUCCGACCACCGCACCUCGCGGGUGCCACAAUCGAGCCGCAAAAGUUUCCCGACGGAAGCAAGCUGGUGCUGUCGGCCGACUGCGGUGGCACGACUACCAGACUCAUGUUGUAUGCCGUGGACUGGAGCGAGCCCGUACCACCAAAGCAGAAGGCCCCAGGCACGUUGAUUCGGGAAGAGAAGUACCCCAACAUUGCCUUCAAGUCGCUCACG
This is a messenger RNA of Symbiodinium natans, 284 nucleotides long. The record is from the annotation of a GenBank genome assembly. NCBI's taxonomy places the organism in Eukaryota, Dinophyceae, Suessiales, Symbiodiniaceae.